Messenger RNA from Emericellopsis cladophorae, 1905 nucleotides. RefSeq names its product Sterol 26-hydroxylase-like protein. The transcript is spliced from 4 exons. The coding region runs from base 1 to 1905 and encodes 634 amino acids. The record is from RefSeq and is a predicted model, not a curated record. Gene Ontology annotation, molecular function: oxidoreductase activity, acting on paired donors, with incorporation or reduction of molecular oxygen; heme binding; iron ion binding. NCBI's taxonomy places the organism in Eukaryota, Fungi, Ascomycota, Sordariomycetes, Hypocreales, Bionectriaceae.
AUGCGGUCACUUUUGCUGGGCUUCGCGGUCCUAGCGGUCCUGUGGCUCUCGUAUGCGCUGAGCAGUUGGAGGCGCCAGCUGCAGAGAGCCAAGGCGAGCGGCAUACGAUACUACAUCUCACCUUGCUCGCCAUGGUGGAUUCCCUGGCAGAUGACCCAGACGCUCUGGACACCUGCCAUCAAGCUUCUGCCCAAACCGCUAUGGGAGGCCUGGCUGCCACCCUUGACCACUGACUACUCCUGGAAAUGGCGUCACGACCACUUUGCCAAGUUUGGCGACACCUUCCUGCUGGUGCACCCCUUUGGCCUGCACAUGUACACCGCCGAGGCGGGCGCCAUCAGCGCCAUCACCACCCGGCGGGAUCACUUCCCCAAGCACACGGCGCAGUACGACAUUCUGACCCAGUUUGGCAACAACGUACUCACGUCCGAGGGCCCGCUCUGGCGCCACCACCGCAAGGUCACCGCGGCCUCGUUUAACGAGCGCAACGCCGCCCUCGUCUUCAAGGAGAGCAUCCGCCAGAGCCUCGGGCUGAUCCGGUUCUGGGAGGAGACCAAGGGUCGCGGGGCCACCCUGCACACGGCGGAGCACGACACGAUGCGUCUGGCGCUCAACAUUAUUGGGUACGUGGGCUUUGGGCUCAAGCUGCCCUGGCCGCAGGAGAAGAUGCCCGCGGAUGCGGAUGCCAUGAGUGCCAAGUACGGCAGUGUCGCACCGCCCCAGGGGUACAAGAUGAGCUUUGUCAAUGCAAUGGCUACGCUGCUGGAGAAUGUCUUGACGCUGCUCCUCGUCCCUUCGUGGCUACUGUGGCUGAUUCCGUACGAGCCCACGCGCGAGGCCGUCCAGUCGCGCCACGACUAUGAGCAGUUCAUUGACGAGCUGAUUGAUGUGAAGAUUCGGGAAGCUGGCCAAGGUGAGCACACUGACGAGGGCAUGGACAUCAUGGGCCAGCUCGUGCGGUCAUCGUACGACGUCGACUCGGCUGGCAAAGCCAAGCUCAAGACGGACACGAAGGCUGUCAUGAGCCGCGACGAGAUCCGAGGCAACGCGUUCGUGAUGAUUGUGGCUGGCCACGAGACCACGGCCAACGCCAUCCACUUCACCCUUAUCCAGAUGGCCAGCUGCGCCGCCUCGCAGCGCCGACUCCACAAGGAGCUGGACGAGCUGCUGGGCGACAAGAACGUGGAGGACCUGGACUACGACGAGUAUCUCAACCCUCUGAUGGGGAGCAUGGUCGGCGCCUGCAUGAACGAGACACUCCGCGUGCUCCCGCCCGUCAUCGAGAUGCCCAAGAUUGUGACGCCGAGCCAGGACCAGCCCCUGGUGGUCGACGGCAAGAGCUGCGCUGUGCCAGCGGGCACCAUCAUCACGCUCUCCGCCGCCGGCGUGCACAUGAACCCUAAGCACUGGCCCGAGAAGCCGAGCCGUCUGCGGCCCGGCGAGGACGAUCUGCUGGACUACGUGCCCGAGCGCUGGUUCCGCAACAGUAAGAGCGACGAGAAGUUUGAUGUGGAGGACGAGGGCGAGGACUAUGGCGGGUUCAAGGGGCGGGACACGAGCGCGUCGCUCUUCCGGCCGGAGCGAGGCGCCUACAUCCCGUUCAGCGAGGGCGCGCGCGCCUGCCUGGGGCGCCGGAUCGCGCAGGUCGAGGUCAUUGCCGCCCUGGCCGUCCUCUUCCGCCAGUACAGCGUGGAGCUGGCGGUGGACGAGUGGGCGACGGACGAGGAGGUGGCGGCGAUGGACCGGCCGCAGCGACGGGCCCUGUACCAGAAGGCCAUUGACAAGCGCGACGCAACCAUUAGGGGGGCGAGCUCGCUGCUUACGCUCAAGCUGCGCGGGGACGAUGUGGCCCUGCGGUUCGUGAAGAGGGGCGAGGAGAGGUUUGUCGACUGGCUGGAGGAGUGA